AUGCCAAGUUGCUCUAUAUGCUAUCAGAUGCUGCUGGUAGUUCUAGUUCAAGUUUUACUUGUUUCACAGCUGCUUCCACUCUCUCAUAGCUCCCUUGUUAAGUUUCUUCCUGGACUCCAGGGACCUCUACCUUUUGAACUUGAAACUGGGUACGUUGGAGUUGGGGAAUCAGAGGAGUUGCAGCUCUUCUACUACUUUGUCAAGUCGGAGAGGAACCCUGAAAAGGAUCCUCUAAUGCUUUGGCUUACUGGUGGUCCUGGUUGCUCUGCUGUCUCUGCCCUUUUCUUUGAGAUAGGUCCAUUAAAUUUUAAAGUAGAGCAGUACAAUGGGAGUUUACCUACAUUAGUCUUAAAUCCACACUCUUGGACAAAGGUAUGUAGCAUAAUUUUCAUAGAUUCUCCCGUCGGAACAGGAUUUUCGUAUGCAAGAACUUCAUUUGCUUCUCAGCCAGGGGAUUUGGAACAAGUUCAACAUGCCCUUCAGUUCUUAAGGAGGUGGCUGGUUGACCACCCAAGUUUUAUGUCAAAUCCUUUCUAUAUUGGAGGUGAUUCAUAUUCUGGGAUUCCUGUCCCUGUUCUUGCUGAGCAAAUCUCUAAUGGCAAUGAAGCAGGUGUCAAGCCCAUAAUAAAUCUUCAGGGUUACAUACUAGGGAACCCAGUAACAGUGCGACAAUACGAAGUCAAUUCAGAAAUCCCAUUUGCUCAUGGAAUGGGACUUAUUUCUGAUGAACUGUACGAGUCCUUAACUACAAGCUGCAGAGGAGAUUUUCAGGAUGUUGAUCCCAGUAAUGUAGAGUGUGUGAAAAAUGUGCAGGCUUUUGAUGAGUGUACUUCACACAUAAAUUUCGCACAUAUUUUGGAACGCCAUUGCGACGGUCUUAUCUCCCCAAAGCUGCAACACAUGCUUGGUAAAAGAAGAUAUCUCAGUGACAACAAUGGCCUGCACCACCAUUCCAGAUCACCUCUUCCUACAUUCGGCUGUCGCACUUAUGGAUAUUUGCUUUCUCAAUAUUGGGCCAAUGAUCCUGUUGUCCGCAAAGUUCUUCACAUACGGAAGGGAAGCAUAGGGAACUGGCAGCGAUGCGACUACGAUAUGCCUUAUGUUGCUGACCUUCUUGGCAACAGCCUUCAGUACCAUGUAAACCUCAGUGCCAAAGGAUAUCCUUCUUUGAUAUACAGUGGAGACCAUGACAUGUUGGUUCCAUUUUUGGGUACCCAAGCAUGGAUAAGAUCUUUAAAUUAUUCCAUUGUUGAUGACUGGAGACCAUGGUUUGUUCAUUCCCAAAUUGCAGGUUACACGAGGACUUACGCGAAUCGGAUGACAUUUGCUACUGUGAAGGGAGCAGGACACACAGCACCCGAGUACAAGCGUGAAGAAUGUUUGAAUAUGUUCACAAGGUGGAUAUCUGGGGAACUCUUGUAA
Fragaria vesca subsp. vesca is the source of this 1422-nucleotide messenger RNA. Its product is annotated as serine carboxypeptidase-like 18-like. Lineage: Eukaryota; Viridiplantae; Streptophyta; Magnoliopsida; Rosales; Rosaceae. Bases 1 to 1422 code for a protein of 473 amino acids. Gene Ontology annotation, biological process: secondary metabolic process; proteolysis. The record is from RefSeq and is a predicted model, not a curated record. Gene Ontology annotation, molecular function: serine-type carboxypeptidase activity; acyltransferase activity, transferring groups other than amino-acyl groups. The transcript is spliced from 14 exons.